AUGAGCAAUUCAACUGAUAGCAUGAAGUCGACACCCCAUAUCAACGAGCAGUCACAACCCCCAGAGUUCCCAAUCUUUAACGAUGCAGACGUCGUUCGCCGGCUAGAAACCUGGAAUGUUAGAUAUGAUUUCACACCCACCAUGUUCAGGAAAACAUCACGGUUUCCUUGGGUCUAUAUGGACUUAAAAGAUCAUCCAAUUGAAUGCAAGAGAUUGUUCAAUCACGACCGCAUCACCAACGAAGUCAACGCUUUGAAAUUGGUUUCACAGCAAACAACAAUUCCCGUUCCGCGUCUUCUCGAUUAUGGCAUUAAUUCAGACGGUACACGAUACCUUGUGACGGAACUCAUCAGCGGCAUUGGUCUCAACAAAUUGCAUGAGUUAGGCUGCCUAGUAACAGCUGACAAAAAACAUACAGAAGAAUCUUCUUGCGAUACUUGUGUGCGUAGAGCAUAUUCCAACGCCAUAAACUUUGUAGAAAAUACUGUAUUGCCACAACUUUCAACUAUGAAAUCCCACACAAGAGGUAUUGACGGUUUCGUUAUGCCUCCUGCUUGGUUACCCAUCGAUACGCAAGAACCAUGGAAAGGAAGAAAAGAACCGUGGAAGACUCUCCCGCUCGCAACUCCCGAAUACGUAUUCCAACAUGGAGAUCUAGCAGCCCAUAAUCUUCUUAUAGACACGGAAACUCUCCAACCUAAAGCUUUGAUAGAUUGGGAAUUCGCUGGUUACUAUCCUCCCGGAAUGGAUCUGUGGCCUGGAACAUUGGAUUUUUGUGCAUAUGUUCGUUGUGCUAGAGGUGAUAAUAUGGCGGAGUUGAUUAGGAAAUAUAUUCCGGAGGACUUUUUGGAGGCUUGUGGCCAUUUGGAAGAUAGAGAGAAAUUUGACUUGUUGGUUAGAUCGGGAUAUUUUCCGGAUCCUGAGGAGUUGAGAGCAGCUAUGUCAACGCCGGUCAUCAAUUCCUAA
Molecule: messenger RNA, 966 nt
Organism: Botrytis deweyae
Lineage: Eukaryota; Fungi; Ascomycota; Leotiomycetes; Helotiales; Sclerotiniaceae
Exons: 1
Coding region: 1-966 (321 amino acids)
Source: RefSeq, a predicted model, not a curated record